This is a messenger RNA of Penicilliopsis zonata CBS 506.65, 1666 nucleotides long. RefSeq lists its product as hypothetical. Lineage: Eukaryota; Fungi; Ascomycota; Eurotiomycetes; Eurotiales; Aspergillaceae. Gene Ontology annotation, molecular function: acid phosphatase activity. The record is from RefSeq and is a predicted model, not a curated record. The transcript has 2 exons. The coding region runs from base 208 to 1593 and encodes 461 amino acids.
CCCUCAUCAAUCCACGCUAAGUCGCUUGGAGACAGACUGCUGCCCACGUGCUUCAUUCUGUUAUGGUGAUUGCUGAUAAGCUUAAGAUUAUGCAGCCCACCAGACUAGCCCAAGGUGGUUAGCAGCUAAUUUGCAGGAGCAGGAUAAGUAUAUAAGGUGUUCCUUGAGGGGAGAAGAGCAAAAAAAAAGAGAAAAAGAGAAGAAAAAAUGGCUACUCUGUCUCUCUUUCUGCUCCUUGCUGGAGCCUCGGCUGCUCCUCACUCGGCUGCUGCCCAGUCCUGCAACAGCGUCGCCGAUGGAUACACCUGCUUCCCCUCCAUUGCGCGCAACUGGGGGGAAUACGCGCCCUUCUUCUCGCUGGCGGCGGAGUCGACGAUCUCGCCGGCGAUCCCCGAGUCGUGCGACAUCACGUUUGUGCAGGCGUUGACCCGUCACGGCGCGCGGUACCCGACCUCGUCGAAGAACACCAAGUACAAGGCGUUGAUCGAGGAGAUCCAGAGCAACGCGACCUCGUUCACGGGCGAGUACGCGUUCCUCCAGACGUACAACUACUCGCUCUCGUCGGACGUGCUCACCCCCUUUGGCGAGCUGGAGAUGUACCAGGCCGGGAUCAAGUUCUACACCCGGUACGAGUCGCUGGCCAGGGACCAUGUGCCGUUUGUGCGCUCGUCGAGCUCGGAGCGGGUGAUCGAGUCGAGCGAGCAGUUCAACGCCGGCUUCCAGGCCACCAAGGAGGCCGACCGCAAGGCCAACAGGAAGCAGACGGCGCCGACGAUCAACGUCGUGCUGGAGGAGACGACGGGCUUCAACAACUCGCUCGACCCCAGCACCUGCACCAACUUUGAGAACAGCGAGACGGGCGACGACGCCACCGACACCUGGGCCGCCGUGUUUGUGCCCCCCAUCCUGGCGCGCGUCGAGAAGAACCUGCCCGGCAUGAGCUUUUCCACCACGGACAUCAUCUACCUGAUGGACAUGUGCAGCUUCGACACCGUCGCCCGCACCGCCGACGCCAGCGAGCUGUCUCCCUUUUGCGCCCUGUUCUCCGAGGCCGAGUGGGUGCAGUACAACUACUACCAGACCCUGGGCAAGUACUAUGGAUACGGCGGGGGGAACGUCCUCGGGGCCGCCCAGGGCGUCGGCUUCACCAACGAGGUCAUCGCCCGCCUCACCCAGAAGGCUGUUCAGGACGACACGUCUACCAACCACACCCUGGACGCCAGCUCGGCCACUUUCCCCCUGGACGCGGUGCUGUAUGCCGACUUCUCCCACGACGACGGGCUCGAGCCCAUCUUCUUCGCCAUGGGGCUGUAUAACAGCACGGCGCCGCUGUCCAACACCUCGGUGGAAUCCGUCGACCAGACCAACGGAUACUCGGCCGCCUGGUCUGUCCCGUACUCUGCCCGGGCGUACAUCGAGAUGAUGACCUGCCAGAACCACAAGCAGCCUCUGGUCCGCGUGCUGAUCAACGACCGCGUCAUCCCCCUGCAUGGCUGUGCCGUCGACUCGCUGGGGAGAUGCACCAGGGACGACUUUGUCCAGGGGCUGAGCUUUGCCCGCCAGGGAGGCAACUGGGCUGCUUGUUUUACUUAGUUAUAGUAUUAUAGUCAGUAUUAUAGUAUCCUAGUAAUAGCAUUGUAGUAUACCAAUAUAAUUUCAACCACAC